This is a messenger RNA of Triticum turgidum subsp. durum (durum wheat), 1029 nucleotides long. The record is from the annotation of a GenBank genome assembly. Lineage: Eukaryota; Viridiplantae; Streptophyta; Magnoliopsida; Poales; Poaceae.
AUGCGCAAGUUCCUUGUCGUCGAACUCUUUGGCGUGCGCCACGUCAAGGCCGCGUGGCACGCACGCCAGUACCAGGUGGAGAAACUGAUGAGCACCUUGAGCGGCUUGGCCGGAGAGCCGGUACCGCUCAAGGAGCACAUCUUCAGCCUCGCCGACGGCAUCAUCGGCAUGCUUGGGUUUGGCGACAUGUACAACAGCGACAAGUUCCCACACCACAAGAACUUGGAGCACGUGCUCGAGGAGGCCACACACGUACAGGCCAGCUUCUCCACCGGGGACUACUUCCCCAACAUCAUUGGACGCCUAGUCGACCGAAUCACCGGCCUCACCGCUCGUCGUGAGAGGAUCUUCAAGCAGCUCGAUAUCAUCUACGAGAUCAUCAUUGAGCAGCAUCUUGACCCUCGGCGCGUCAAGCCUCACAAUGGUGACCUCGUCGACCGCCUCAUCAGCCUCUGGAAGGAUAACCGUGGCACCUUCAACAUCACAAGAGACUACGUCAAGGGCAUAAUCUUUGGCACCUUCAUUGGUGGAUCGGACACGGCCUCGGUGACGAUCCUAUGGGCGAUUGCAGAGCUGAUCCGGAAACCACCCCUGUUGAAGAAAGUGCAAGAUGAGAUCAGGGCCGUGGUGGGCAGCAAUGAGAGGGUGCAACCGGAUGUCCUGGCCAGGCUGGGCUACCUCAAGAUGGUGGUGAAGGAGACCCUACGCCUGCACCCGCCAGCGGCGAUGUUGCUGCCAAGGGAGGCCAUGCGGGACAUCCAAAUUGGCGGCUAUGAUGUGUCGGCCAAGACGCGGAUUUAUGUGAAUGUGUGGGCCAUUGGCAGGGACCCGGCAAGCUGGCCUGAUGAUCCGAAGGAGUUCAAGCCAGAGAGGUUCGAGAAUAGCAAGGUAGACAUCAAGGGCGCACAUUUUGAGCUAACGCCAUUCGGUGCGGGGCGGCGGAUAUGCCCCGCCCUGUCUAUGAGCACGGCCAUCGUGGAGUUCACGCUAGCUAACCUGCUCUACUGCUUUGAGUGGGCGCUCCCAUAG